Molecule: messenger RNA, 2127 nt
Organism: Botrytis cinerea B05.10
Lineage: Eukaryota; Fungi; Ascomycota; Leotiomycetes; Helotiales; Sclerotiniaceae
Exons: 3
Coding region: 162-2015 (617 amino acids)
Biological process (GO): transmembrane transport
Cellular component (GO): membrane
Molecular function (GO): transmembrane transporter activity
Source: RefSeq, a predicted model, not a curated record
GCAUAUACUUUCAUUUGGCGUUUCAUCUUAUCAAGGCCGAUGCUAGCUACUCGUCCUUUUCAAAUUAUCUAAGCGAGGGGUGAAUUUUGAGAUAACUCACUAAAGUUCUAGCUCUAGUCUACUCUAUCUCUAAAUCCAAACAACUAAACCAGGACAGACAAAUGCUCGGCCGAAUCUUCUAUCCCGCUCUCCUCGCCGCUCCUCCUCGUCUCCCUCGCUCGUCCUCCCUUUCACUCCCAUCAAGAAUGAAAAAGUUAACUCCAAGCCAAAUGGCAACACUUCUCCUCCUCCUCUCAACCAUCUCUUCUCUCCUACUCAGCUCUACAUAUCUCCCUCUUAUCGAACGAUAUAUCUGUAGCGCUUAUACUCCAUCUUCCUCUCCCCUCUCUUUCGUCUCUUCGAAUCCAUCUGUAUCCUCUGAAGAAAUAUGUAAAUCCCCACGAAUACAAUCACGGGUAGCGGAGAUGAAUGGGAUAUUUCAGUUUUUGAGCUUUCUUCCGGGGAUCUUCUUAGCGGGGCCUUGGGGCUGGAUUGCAGGGAGAUGGGGGAUGAGGAGAGGGGUUGUGGGGUUGGUUGCUGGGAGUGGGGUUUUGGGGGGCGUGUGGUGGGGGUUUGUUUGUUGGAAUUCUGAGACGUGGGAUAUUCGAUGGAUUUAUCUCAUACCGGGUUUUGAUUUGGUGGGUGGAGGAAAAGUGGUUAUGGUUAGUUUGCUGUAUACUUAUAUUGGCGAGGAGACGGAUGCUGAGAGUAAGAAAGGGGGUUUAUCCUCAGCUCUAUAUCGUCUCGUCGCUCUACAACUUUUCAGCAGCUUCACAGCUCUUUCACUCGCUGGUUUUUUGUUGAAGUAUGAAUAUGGUGUUUGGGUUAUCUGUGCGCUUGCGGUUGGAUGUCGGGCUCUUUCCGUUGGAAUUUCGAUGCUUUUACCUUCGGGUAGAGCCGUCGAGUUAAAUACUGAUAGACAAGGUGUAGAAGUGGAUACGAGUAUGGAGAGGAGAAGGUACAGAGAUUUCAUGCAUGAAGACCAGCAAGACAACGAUUCAGGAAUUUCGUCAUCUUCAAUAAAUCACGAUACCUCAUCCGUUUUAUCAACUAACCUUAUGUAUACAAGGAUUUUCCCACAGCAAGCGAAACCAAAAUUCAGCAUCAGUCCGCAAGCUUCGUUCCUAUCCCUAGUUUUUCUCCUCACUUUCUCGCUAAAGAUUAGUAUCCUUUACCCUCAAUUCACUAGCCUUUCGCAAAACCUCCCAUACAAUGUUACGACCACCAUUUACAGUCUUUGUUUAUUAGGCUCUAGCAUCCUACUAAUGUAUCUCCCACAAAUCGUAAAAUUCAUGAAUCGGAGGAGGAAGUUACGAGUCUUAUUCAUCCGCCGCGAAGAAGGAGAGGAAGCUGAAAUCGAGGAAAGAGAAGGGAUAGAAUGUGAAGGGGAAAAUGAUUUCCUGAUUCUAAAAUGGUGCUUGCUGGUUAAUAUCAUGAGUUUGAUACUCUUGGCUCUUCCUACGACAAGAGGAGCGGUGUUCUGGGUGGCGAUUGGAGGAAGUGUGGUGGGGAGUCCGGUGCAAGUUGCUUUGCUUGCUUGGGGGAGUGGAUUGGUUGCAGAUUCUGACUCGGGAGGCGAGCAUGAUUUCGAGGAUGAGAGCCAUCUGAGAGAGGCAGGGUUUAUAUCUACAGCUCGAAGUGUCUUGCAAGAUUUGGAAUCGGAAGUCGGUGGAAUUAAUUGCAAGGGAAAAGAGAGUGGAAGAUCGGAGAUGGAGAAAUUUUAUGUGAGAAUGGGGAUUUUGGAACAAGUGGGGGCUUGUUUGGGGACGGGGGUGUGGAGUUUAGGGUUUGCGAGGGGGAUGAGUGGGAAUGAAGGGUUUGUGAAUUUUGCACGGUGGAAUUUAAAGGGGUGGAUGGAUGAGAAGGGUGGGUUUGUUUUGGCGACGGGUUUGUUGGGGUUGUGUUUGCUGGUUGCGGUAAGAUUGGAAAGGAGGAUUGGGGGUGAGAAUCGAGAGGGAAAGAUUGUGCUUCGGUAAAGUGGAAGGUGCAAGGCAAUGAUUUAUGUGUUAUGAAGUUUGAUGACCAUGCAUUUGUAGUGGUUUUGUCUUGUAUGGGAAAUGAUUUUUAUGAUUACGACCGAAUGAUAUA